AAACGGAUAUCCUCCGAUGCAUUAUUCCCUCCCCCAAGUCUCUCUGAAACCGACAAGACUGGGGUUAUGAAGUCAAUCCUAGAUGGCCUCGCAGAUACAACUUUCCGAACAAUCACAACAGAUCUCCUUUACGUGGGCUCCAACGAUAUCCAGUACGAAGACAUGAAAGGCGACAUGGCAUCCAAGCUGGGAUACUAUCCCCAGAAGUUCCCUCUCUCUUCCUUCAGGGGUGAUCCUUUCCAAGAAAAAAUGACUGCGGGAGAUGAUCCCCUCUUGAGCAUUAUUCCCUCAGAUCAGGUCAACAUCACAGAGUUUUACAACAAGUCCCUGUCCACGUUUAAGGAUAAUGAGGAGAACAUACAGUGUGGGGAGAACUUCAUGGAUAUGGAGUGCUUUAUGAUCCUGAACCCCAGCCAGCAGCUGGCCAUUGCUGUGCUGUCGCUCACCCUGGGCACCUUCACAGUCCUAGAGAACCUCCUCGUCCUGUGCGUCAUCCUCCACUCCCGAAGCCUCCGGUGUAGACCCUCCUACCAUUUCAUCGGCAGCCUGGCUGUGGCCGACCUCCUGGGCAGCGUGAUUUUUGUCUACAGUUUUGUGGAUUUCCAUGUUUUCCACCGGAAGGACAGCCCCAACGUCUUCUUGUUCAAACUGGGUGGAGUUACAGCCUCCUUCACCGCCUCUGUAGGUAGCCUUUUCCUCACGGCAAUAGACCGGUACAUAUCUAUACACAGGCCGCUAGCUUACAAAAGGAUUGUUACCCGACCAAAGGCUGUCGUAGCGUUUUGUGUGAUGUGGACCAUCGCUAUUGUAAUAGCCGUUCUUCCUCUGCUCGGCUGGAACUGCAAAAAGCUCAAUUCCGUUUGUUCGGACAUAUUCCCUCUCAUCGACGAGACGUACCUGAUGUUCUGGAUUGGGGUCACCAGCGUUCUCUUGCUGUUCAUUGUCUAUGCCUACAUGUACAUACUGUGGAAGGCUCACAGCCACGCUGUUCGCAUGAUUCAGCGGGGCACGCAGAAAAGCAUAAUCAUUCAGUCGACCGAGGAUGGUAAGGUACAGAUCACUAGGCCUGAUCAAACUCGUAUGGACAUCAGGUUAGCCAAAACCUUGGUCCUUAUCCUAGUCGUUUUAAUCAUAUGCUGGGGCCCUCUCCUCGCCAUCAUGGUGUACGAUGUCUUUGGGAAAAUGAACAAGCUCAUCAAGACUGUCUUUGCCUUCUGUAGCAUGCUCUGUUUGCUGAAUUCGACAGUGAAUCCCAUCAUCUACGCUCUGAGGAGCAAGGACUUGCGACACGCCUUCCGCAGCAUGUUCCCCACCUGCGAAGGAACCGCACAGCCCCUCGAUAACAGCAUGGAGUCUGACUGCCAGCACAAACACGCCAACAACGCGGGGAACGUGCACAGGGCUGCCGAGAGCUGCAUUAAGAGCACAGUUAAGAUUGCCAAAGUUACCAUGUCUGUCUCCACAGACACGACUGCUGAAGCGUUGUAAGUCAGAGACUUCUCAGCGUUGUGAGAAAAAGGAGUUAUGUUUACUGAAUAAUAGUAAGUUUCCUGAAAGAGCACAGAGAAAAUACCAGGUUAGCAAUGGUUCCUUUUGGGGGCGUGAAGAAAAAUUGUGUGAAACCUAAUUGAAAACUAUUGUAUCCUAAACCAAUACCAUCAAAUAAGAAAAAAGCCUUGUAAUCAUGCUGUUCAUUUCAAUGUGAAGUGUAUUUCAUGUCUGUAAGUAAUAGGAGUUUUUGAUUUUUUCCAAAAGCGGCAGUGCUGAGUUCUAGAGGUUUUGUAAAA
This is a messenger RNA of Balearica regulorum gibbericeps (East African grey crowned-crane), 1787 nucleotides long. The record is from RefSeq and is a predicted model, not a curated record. NCBI's taxonomy places the organism in Eukaryota, Metazoa, Chordata, Aves, Gruiformes, Gruidae.